This is a messenger RNA of Aureococcus anophagefferens, 450 nucleotides long. RefSeq lists its product as hypothetical. The coding region runs from base 1 to 450 and encodes 149 amino acids. NCBI's taxonomy places the organism in Eukaryota, Pelagophyceae, Pelagomonadales, Pelagomonadaceae. The transcript has a single exon. The record is from RefSeq and is a predicted model, not a curated record.
AUGUGCGAGGCCCAGUGCUUCAGCAAGUCCCUGCGGGACGCGGCCGGGCAGCCCCUGCGGCUCCGGGGCAGCCUCCUGAAGAAGGGCGGCAGCAAGACGGCCCCGAGCAUCCGGAGCAGCUUCACCAUGGGCCGGCGCAACUGGCAGCGCCGCUGGUUCACGCUCGACGCCGAGAACGGCGAGCUGCGCUACUACGAGGACGCGACGAUGCGGGCGACCAAGGGCCUCGCGCGCUUCCGGCCCAACAGCGAGCUGCGCACGCCGACGAAGGACCUCCGGGGCAAGCACGGCCGGGGCGCGACGGACGACACGGCCUACUACUUCGAGGUCACGAACUGCGAGGACGAGAAGCACCUCGUCCGGAGCGACCCCUUCGCGAUGCGCGCGCACUCGCAGCUCGAGUUCGACCAGUGGGUCGCGUCCGUCGGCCUCAGGGCAGCAAAAGGGUGA